Dermacentor silvarum is the source of this 544-nucleotide messenger RNA. RefSeq lists its product as uncharacterized. The coding region runs from base 62 to 544 and encodes 160 amino acids. The record is from RefSeq and is a predicted model, not a curated record. The transcript is spliced from 4 exons. NCBI's taxonomy places the organism in Eukaryota, Metazoa, Arthropoda, Arachnida, Ixodida, Ixodidae.
GUUUUUUUGCUUCCCUGCAGCUUCUUUACACGCAGCGAAAAGAAAAAAGUGGGUCCAGGCGAUGCGCCGAAUAAAUGUCGACGGAUCGACGUGGAAGCCUACAGCUAACUCGCGCGUUUGCAGCGAGCAUUUCAUAUCAGGAGAACCAUCUAGGUUUCCGGACCACCCCGACAACGUCCCGUCCGUAUUUAAGCACAAGCCUGCGAGCCGCCGAGAUGCUGUUGUGCGUUUUGAAAGGUCGGCCAACAGACGAAGCACUCCGAGCCAGUCUUUCAAACGUUCUCAGCUUCCAAAUACAAAGCCAGCAACCACACAGAGCAGCCAGCCUUCAGGAAGUAACACAUCAAUGGUGCCAGCUGUCCCGGACGAUCCACCACACCACAGCGAUGGCAGCCCAGUGCUGGAACCCGAGGCAGCACAUCAACUUCCAAAAACUUCUAAACCCAGGCUAGUGAAGCACCUGAGCAUUCUACAGCCAAUCUUGAAAGUGGUUCUGCCAUGCAUGAUGCAUGCCAGCCCGACAAUGUGUCUAGCCUUAGAAUAG